AUGCUGCGAAGACAGACGCGCGAGAGGCGCGAGUACAUCUACAAGAAGGCGCUCGAGGCCAAGGAGAAGCAGAUCUACGAGCGCAAGCAGCGGAUCCGCGAGGCGCUGGCGAGCGGAAAGCCCAUCCCGCAGGACCUCAAGGGCCAAGAGGCCGAGCUGCUCGGAAAGGACCUCAACCUCGACGCUGCACAGGAACUGCCGUCGCAGUCCAUCGACGACGAGUACUCUCGUGCGGGGCAGUACGAUCCCAAGGUGCUCAUCACGACGUCGCGCGACCCGUCGUCGCGGCUAACGCAGUUUGCAAAGGAGCUGCGCCUGUGCUUUCCCAACUCGACGCGCCUCAACCGCGGUGCCUACACGGUCAACGACCUGGGCGCCGCCUGCCGCGCCAACAACCUCACCGACCUGGUCGUCGUGCACGAGCACCGCGGCGUGCCCGAUGCGCUCGUCGUCUCCCACUUCCCGCACGGCCCCACGCUCCUGUUUACGCUGAGCAACGUCGUGCUGCGCCACGAGGUGUCGAGCCACGCCAACUCGACCGUCAGCGAGCAGUACCCGCACCUCAUCUUUGAGGGGUUCAACAGCCAGCUUGGCGAUCGUGUCAAGAGCGCCCUCAAGUUCCUCUUCCCCGUGCCCAAGGACGACUCGAAGCGCGUCAUGACGUUUGCCAACCAGAGGGACUUUAUCAGCUUCAGGCACCACGUCUUUGUCAAGACGUCGCACCGCGAAGUGCAGCUGGCCGAGGUGGGACCGCGCUUCGAGAUGCGGCCCUACGAGAUCCGACAGGGCACCCUCGAGCAGUCCGAGGCCGACGUCGAAUGGGUCCUCCGGCCCUACAUGAACACGGCGCGAAAGCGUAACCAGCUCUAG
This is a messenger RNA of Pseudozyma flocculosa PF-1, 870 nucleotides long. RefSeq lists its product as uncharacterized. Gene Ontology annotation, molecular function: rRNA primary transcript binding; snoRNA binding. NCBI's taxonomy places the organism in Eukaryota, Fungi, Basidiomycota, Ustilaginomycetes, Ustilaginales, Ustilaginaceae. The transcript has 4 exons. The coding region runs from base 1 to 870 and encodes 289 amino acids. Gene Ontology annotation, biological process: rRNA processing. The record is from RefSeq and is a predicted model, not a curated record. Gene Ontology annotation, cellular component: Mpp10 complex; small-subunit processome; nucleolus.